Lytechinus variegatus (green sea urchin) is the source of this 5159-nucleotide messenger RNA. Its product is annotated as ATP-dependent DNA helicase Q4-like. The transcript is spliced from 19 exons. NCBI's taxonomy places the organism in Eukaryota, Metazoa, Echinodermata, Echinoidea, Temnopleuroida, Toxopneustidae. Gene Ontology annotation, molecular function: nucleic acid binding; four-way junction helicase activity; zinc ion binding. Gene Ontology annotation, cellular component: cytoplasm; nucleus; chromosome. Gene Ontology annotation, biological process: double-strand break repair via homologous recombination; DNA replication. Bases 131 to 4459 code for a protein of 1442 amino acids. The record is from RefSeq and is a predicted model, not a curated record.
UAGACUGAUAAAGAUGUCAAUAAUAUACAUCUCGUACUCAGCUCAGCUUGACAGAUUGGAUCAGAUUCAUUCAAAAGACAAAAGAAAAAGUGCCCUAAAUUUGUCACCGGGUCAAUAGAUUACCAUUACUAUGACUUCAUCCAGUGAUGGCUGUGAGAUUUUUGAAAUCAAGAAGGCUCUGAAAGUCUGGGAGAAUGGCUUCAAAGAGAGUCACAACCGCAAACCAGGCCGAGAUGACAUGGUGUCAGCUCCACAGAAUAUUCAAGAUUUGUAUAGCAAGUAUAACAAGUUGAAGAAACUGCAAAGGUGUGGCAGCAGUAUCAGUCAGGAUGAUGGGAAAAGAUCCAGCCAUGAUACAAGUCACACUAGCGACACCUCCAUGAACAACAAAAAGGACAAGUCGGAAGAGAAUCUGGACAGUAGUGCAGAUUCUACAUGUGAAGAUGUUUGGGGAGCGCACCUGAAUAAAACCAAAAAGAAUCAACCGGAAGAGGAUAAUAAGGGAACUGAAAAGAAGGUGGAACAAUCAGAUGCAGCCCUGAAGAUGUACAGUAAGAAACUCUUCAAUAAUAGCAACUCGUAUAGUCAGCUGUCGUGUGGUCCAAGACAAGGAAAGAUCAAUGCCAAAAAGCAAAGCUUCUGGUCAAAAGACGAGACGUCUGAUCCAAAAGAAUUUGAUUCCUCCAAGCAAGCAUCUUCCAUUCAUAACCAGUCUGGAGACCAUGGAGGACCUGCACCGGUCUUGGAUUUCUUUGGAACCAAACUCAGUUCAAAAUCCAUCAGGCUUGGAUCUUGCAUGGCAGGAAGGACUACGGUAGACACGGCUCGGGCGGUUGGACCGAGACUUCCGAAGACCAGGAACCACUUGUUACAGGAAGACUGGCUCAAGAAAUGUGAGGAGAAUGAGAUUGUGCCAUUGCAAGAUGACAUGGAUAUGAGUGAGAAGUCUAAGCUCAAAGACAGCAUGGAAGUGACUGGGAACCCAGUAUCUAAUGGUAAAAGAUGUCCCAGGAAAACCAGGACUAGUGUAAGGGAACGUGCUGAUGAUCUUGAGGCAGAUAUCAUCAGAUGUAGUCCAGAGAAGCAGAACCAACCUUCACAAAAUAUGCAUCCAGCAUCAGAUAGGACUGAUGGAUUCACAUGUAUUGUAAAGAAGAAGGACGUUUCAAGUUGUUCAUCUCCAGCUGAACACAGCUCAUCAAAGGAGACAUCAGAUACAAUAUCAGAUCAAUUCAUGGAAAGUGUGUCAAGGAAAGAAAGAGCUACAGGGGAGUCUGGGAGUAGUAAUGAUGCUUCAGAUGUGAAUGAUAGAAUCUCCAAAGAUGAAUCAUCCAAUCAAGAAUCCCAUGUCAAAUUGCACCAAAAGGUAGAUAGCUUAGAUGAUAUAGGCAAGAGCGAAGGACAGAAGAAGAGAGUCAAUGUUUCUCCAUCAGCCCCACCGUCCAAGAGAAGGAAAACUGGUAGGAAGGAGAUGUUGAUUGAUGAUGGAGAAGAGAAAGAAGAACAGAAGAUGGAUGAGGGUAAUGAUGGCGAGGAAGAUUCUCCGGUGAGUGUGAAGAGAGCGAAAGCAUCAGGGGGUGCCGUCUCUUCAUCCAAACGGAAUCUAAACGAGAACUUUGUGCGCCUGAACAUGCUCACCAAGAGCUACCGGAGGAAAGGGAAAGGGAUGCGAGGAGAGGCUUACAAAAGAAUGAUGUGGAAGCAGAAGACUGGUGCUGGUGGUUCAUACAGGGGCGGUGGAGGUGGAGGAAGAGGGAGGAAGGGAUUCAAACCCAGAGGAAUGAGCGAAGGAACGGAUAAGUGUUUCAAGUGUGGAGGGACAGGUCACUGGGCAAGUAAAUGUACAGGACAAGGCUCUAUGAAGAAGAAGCAAUGUGAGGAUGAACCUGAGGAUCCAGAGGCCGUGAUGGGUCCUCUACCUACCCUUGAGGAAGCUGCUCUUGCUGCAGUUGGUGCCAAGCCUCAACCAGGUAACCUCUCUGAUGAAGGAAGAGGAGAUACGUUUGAACCUCUGAGCAUCGCCACACCUAUCUAUGAGAAUCCUACCGCUUCACGUUCUAUUGAUCCAUUGUUUGAGCCGACAGAACAAGGCAUUCCAGAUGCAACUCCAAAGGCUGUGUUUACCGCAUUGAAUAAGAUGGGUUAUGAGACGUUUAGACCUGGUCAGGAAGAAGCUAUCAUGAGAAUAUUAUCAGGGCUUUCCACACUGGUAGUACUAUCAACAGGAGCAGGGAAGUCUUUAUGCUACCAGCUACCAGCCUACAUGUACAACCAACGCAAACCAGCCAUCUGCCUUGUCAUCUCUCCUCUCGUUUCACUUAUGGAAGAUCAAGUACUGGGGCUCCCUCGCUGUCUCAAGGGUGCUAGACUGCAUAGUCACAUGACCAAACCACAGAGAGACAAGGUCCAUGCUGAGAUUGAGGCAGGGAAGGUGCAGAUCUUACUGGUAUCACCUGAAGCAGUGGUAGGAGGGGGUACAAACUGCCUCCCUCACCCCUCCAAAAUGCCACCUGUUGCCUUUGCCUGUGUAGAUGAAGCACAUUGCAUCUCGGAAUGGAGUCACAACUUCAGACCAUCUUAUCUAAUGCUCUGCAAGGUUUUAAAGGACAGACUUGGUGUCCACUGCAUCUUGGCACUGACUGCUACUGCCACUAAGACUACUUCUGACAGUGUCGCCCACCACCUUGGCAUCGCUGAACAACCUGGAGCAGUCAUCAGGGGAUGUUCAGUGCCUAACAACCUACAGCUCUCGGCCUCGAAGGAUCUUGACAGAGAAAGGGCUUUGAUCGAGUUGUUGAAAGGCGAGAGAUUCCGCAAACUGAAGUCUAUCAUAGUAUACUGUAUUAGACGAGAAGAGACAGAGAGGAUUGCAUCUCUCAUCAGAACUUGUCUGCAGAGUGAACCCUUCUACUCCGAUGAUGAUGAUGAUGGUGGUGAUGAGGAGAAGAUGGAAAUUGGAGAGGAGGAAGAGGAGAAGAAAGCUGAAAAGAAGGAAUGCAAGAAGAGCAGCUAUCAGAAGAAAAUCAGAAAGUCAAAGAAGAAUAGGAAACCAGCCAAACUUGAAGUGAACAGUUGCGAGGCCUACCAUGCUGGAAAGUCCCCCGCAGAGCGCAGGAGAGUUCAGAACUGCUUCAUGUCCGGCAACCUACGCAUAGUGGUUGCUACUGUGGCGUUCGGUAUGGGGCUGGACAAAGCCGAUGUGAGAGCCGUGAUUCAUUUCAAUCUGCCGAGGACAUUCGAGAGCUUUGUUCAAGAGAUAGGAAGAGCUGGGAGAGAUGGGCUGCCGGCACAUUGCCAUGUCUUCCUUGAUAAGACUGGGAGUGAUGUAUGGGAGCUGAAGAGACAUACCUUUGGAAAUUCUGUGGAUCGUUUCACUGUCAAGAAAUUAGUCAAGAGGAUCUUCAAACCCUGUAAAUGCAACCAGAUUCACCAGCUAAAACAGGCAAAUGAAGAAAAUCCCACAGAUGAGCCAUCCCAAAAUAUCUGUCCAGGACAUGCGUCUUCCAUGCCAGUUGAGACAACAGUACAGGAUCUGGAUAUAAAAGAAGAAGGUACAUGUUUUAUCAUGAUUAUCUUUGAAGGUCUGAAUGAUGGUAUAGCAACCUUGAUGUGUUACCUAGAGCUCCACCCGGACCGCUGGUUAGUGACACGCCCACACACCUACACCACUUGCAUGCUCAACUUCUACGGGGGCCCGCGAGAGCUGAGAGCGUGCGCCCUCAAGAGUCCAGCCGUGGCCGCGGCGCUCGCGAGGGAGCGGAUCAACGGGAAGAAGAGUUCGAAGGAUACGGGCAGGACCACGCUGGAGUUUGAUGUGGUUGAAUUGGCAAGUGCCAUGGGAUGGGAACUCACACCCGUGAAGAGAGAGCUUAGGCAGUUGCAGUGGAAGCAUGAUAAAAUAAAAGGUUGGGUGAGGACUGGUGUGAUGGUGGAGUUCUCAAACCUUGCAUUCUCAUUCCGUUGCCGUGGUAACCUGAGUGAUGCGGAGCUAGACGGUGUGGUAGAUUUCCUUUAUGGGAGAGUAAUGCACCUAGAGAAGAGAGAGCUAGGGCAACUUGAUACUAUCUACUCAACUCUGGAGAGUAUCUCCAAGAAAUCUUACAUGGACUGUUGUGAUGAGGUAGAUAUAGAGCGCAGUGAUCACCUCCGACAAGAGCUGAUCAAGUACUUCACAGAGGAACUUGAUCUAACCAAGAUACAGCGCAGUCAAAAGGACACAUCUAAGAUGGAAGGUUCUGAGGAGGGGCGCAUCCGUUUGACCAUCCGUCAGUUCAUCAGCGUCAAUCACGAUAGGACGUUCACCGGCCGUGCCAUUGCGCGCAUCCUCCAGGGGAUAGCCAGCCCCUGCUACCCAGCCCAAGUCUGGGGCCGGGAUAGACGAUUCUGGAGGAACCAUGUGGAGGCUGAUUUCAGGGCUGUUAUUAGGAUCGCUAAUGAGGAGGUCAUGAGGAUGAGAUGAUGAACGGCUUGAGGCUUGUCAUCAGACACAUAGGCCCGGAUUCACAAAGGUGGUUUUGAAAACCAUGUUUUAUGCGGAUUUUAUUUAUAAAUUCUGCCUGAUUUACUGAGUAUACUAAAAAAUGACCAAUGGUGAUGUACUCUUUUGUCACAGUGCGCCAAAUUCACGCCUGUUGCCAUUGUAAUCCAUGCUAUUUUAUUCAUGAGUCCAUUGUUUUGAAUUAAUGAGUCCAUUCUUCAUAAAAUUGGACUCAUGAGCAAAAUAGCAUGGCAACAGGCAUCAAUGUUGCACACUGACAAAAUUUCAAUAUACCUGGUAGAUAAGCGUAAUUUAUACAGGAAAUCCACAUAAACCAUGGGUUCAACUGAUGGAUUUCAAAACCACUUUUGAGAAUUCGGGCAGUAACUUUGCAAUUGAUUGUACAACAAAUUUGCACGAUUGAUUGUAUCGAUCACAAUGUACAAUCAUCAAUCGGUCACUAUGCUUUGUGCUAAGAGGGUCCUGGGUGGUGUUUCAUAAAGCUGUUCGUAAAGUUACACAUAACUUUACGCACGACUGGAACCAGUUACAUAGGGAUAUCAUGUAGCAUAAGAAAGGGUCACAAGUCUUGUGUAAAGUCAUUCGUAACUUAAGAACAGCUUUAUGAAACAGGCCCCUGGGUCCCGUAACACAAAGGUUAGCGAUUGAUCGCUAAUUUGAA